Molecule: messenger RNA, 2064 nt
Organism: Ochlerotatus camptorhynchus
Lineage: Eukaryota; Metazoa; Arthropoda; Insecta; Diptera; Culicidae
Exons: 1
Coding region: 1-2064 (687 amino acids)
Source: RefSeq, a predicted model, not a curated record
AUGAUUGAUGACUAUGCGGCGCGAUUGAAAAGCUUGGCCAAGUUGUGCAAAUUCGGUGUGCUGGAGGAUGACUUGAUUACCUAUAAGACUGUUACCUCUAACAAGUGGCCCAAACUGCGUGCUAAAAUGUUGACGAUGCAAAACCUAACGGAAGUGAAAGUUAUUGACUUGUGCCGAGCGGAAGAAAUCGCUGAAAAACAUGCUGGUGCGAUGGGUGCCAGUAGUGUUGACGUGAAUCUCGUACGGAAGCAGAAGAAUAUGAAGUGCAAGUACUGUGGAGAUCGGCACGAAUUCGCGAAAGGAGUAUGCCCAGCAUUGGGCAAGAAGUGUAACGUGUGUGGUGGUAAAAACCAUUUCGGAAAAGUUUGCAAAUCGGAUCGCAAGCAAAAAGGCAGAAGCGAAGGUAGAAGCCGAAGAAGAGUGAAGAAAGUGCAAGAAGACUAUAGCGACAUUGAAGAAAGCGGCAGUGCGACCAGUGAUAAUGAAGAAUUGGAAAGCAGUAGUGAUGAGGCUGUUAUCGGCAAGGUGUAUGAUUUUUCGGAGUCGGGAGGAAACGUGAUGGCUGAUUUGGAGCUAUUUGUUGGUGGAAAAUGGCAGAUGGUGCAAUGUGAGCUGGACACGGGCGCUAACACUAGUCUGGUUGGUUAUAACAGGAUUAAGCAAGCAACCGGUUGUGAUCGUUUGGAGCUGCUUCCUUCGAAAUAUCGUUUGCAGAGUUUCGGAGGCGGCACCAUACCUGUCCUUGGUGAGAUAAGGUUGCCAUGUAAGAGAACAGACCGUAAGUACACACUCGUAUUACAAGUCGUGGAGGUUAGCCAUAAACCGCACCUAUCUGCAAAAGUUUGCAAAACUCUUGGCUUCAUCAAGUUUUGCAACUCGGUUUCGAUUGCUUCAUCACCAUCGGAAGAACAGCUGCUAAAUAUUUACCGUAUCAAGGCUCAGCAAAUUAUCAAUCAACAUAGCGGUAUAUUUGAGGGCUACGGUAGAUUUCCUGGUGUGGUCUCGCUGGAACUGGAUCCUAAAGUAUCUCCAUCAAUUCAGCAGCCACGUCGUGUACCAAUUGCGAUGCGAGACAAGCUGAAGAAGGAGUUGAAGAAGUUGGAGAAGGACGGACUAAUUGUGAAAGAGCAGCAGCAUACGGAAUGGGUUAGCAAUAUAGUUCUCGUGAAGCGAGGUGGUAAGGAUUCAGACUCAAUCAGGAUCUGUUUGGAUCCAAUACCCCUAAACAAGGCGCUGAAACGGCCAAAUCUGCAGUUUACAACGAUCGAUGAGAUAUUACCAGAGCUGGGAAAAGCCAAAGUGUUCUCUACAGUUGAUGCCAAAAAGGGCUUUUGGCAUGUGGUUCUGGAUCAACCAAGCAGUCGACUAACAACGUUUUGGACUCCCUUCGGAAGAUAUCGCUGGAUUCGUUUGCCCUUCGGCAUUGCUCCUGCACCGGAAAUCUUCCAGAUGAAGCUUCAAGAGGUGAUUCAGGACCUGGAAGGAGUUGAAUGCAUUGCGGAUGAUGUGUUGAUCUACGGAGUUGGAGAUACCCUGCAAAAUGCUCUUUUGAACCACAAUAGAUGUCUUGCAAAACUGCUAACUCGCCUUGAAGAAAAUAAUGUGAAGUUGAAUAAAACUAAGCUGAAGUUGUGCUUGACUUCGGUAAAGUUUUAUGGGCAUGUACUGACGACCCGAGGAUUGCAGCCCGACGAAAGCAAGAUCGAAACCAUCAAGAACUAUCCUAAGCCGGAAGAUCGGAAACAACUACAACGGUUCAUAGGGAUGGUUAACUACCUGAGUCGCUUUAUUCCAAACUUAAGCUCCAAUAUUGCGGUUUUGAGACGGUUGAUUGCAGUCAAGGAACCUUGGAUCUGGGAAGAGAAAGAAGAAGAGGAGUUCAACCGUGUCAAGUCUUUGGUUGCUGACACUCGAUCUUUGCAGUACUAUGACGUCAACCAACCCUUGAGAAUCGAAUGUGAUGCAAGCUCCUUUGGUUUAGGCACUGCUGUGUUCCAGUCUAAUGGAGUGAUCGGCUACGCAUCUCGCCGUGAGAGGCUACAGAGAAGAAUUAUGCACAAAUAG